Ornithodoros turicata is the source of this 1955-nucleotide messenger RNA. RefSeq names its product 3-oxoacyl-[acyl-carrier-protein] synthase, mitochondrial-like. The coding region runs from base 147 to 1514 and encodes 455 amino acids. The transcript is spliced from 2 exons. Lineage: Eukaryota; Metazoa; Arthropoda; Arachnida; Ixodida; Argasidae. The record is from RefSeq and is a predicted model, not a curated record. Gene Ontology annotation, molecular function: 3-oxoacyl-[acyl-carrier-protein] synthase activity. Gene Ontology annotation, cellular component: mitochondrion. Gene Ontology annotation, biological process: fatty acid biosynthetic process.
CAUGACCAAAAGCCAGGCCAAAAGCUAAGCCAAGCCACGUCAGCAAGAUCCAAAAUGGCAAAAGGUUGGAGUUUCAUUUGAUUUCACAGAACACAACAGUAAGGAAACAAGUUAAUUUCUCAAUUUCUGUGGAAUCGUUCACGAAGAUGGUUCUUCAGAGACAUUUAUUUUUACGUGCUCUGGAUAGAGUAAGCCACUCUUCAACACGUUCAUUGGCAUCCAUUGAGCCUACACAUCGACGAGUCGUCGUAACAGGCAUCGGAAUGGUGACGCCGCUUGGGGUCGGCACCAAGCAUGUCUGGAACCAGCUGAUCAAGUGCCAAUCAGGGAUUACUUUACUCAGUGAUGACUUCAAAGGCAUUCCUGCCAGCGUCGCUGGUAUCGUCCCACGGGACCCCGAUAAACACCCCGCGUCGUUCAGUGCCGAAAAGUACUUGUCAAAGUCAGACUUGCGAACUAUUCCGACGGCGACCGCAUUUGCCAUCGCCGCAGCAGACGAAGCACUGGAUGACGCAGCAUGGCAUCCGCAAGCAGACGAGGAUCGGAAUGCGACUGGAGUAGCCAUCGGGAUGGCCAUGUCAGACCUCGAGUACAUUGUCGACACCGGUGUGGCGUUCCGCGAGAGGGGUUACAACAGAGUGUCGCCGCUAUUUGUUCCAAAGAUCUUGACAAACAUGGCGUCAGGACACGUAAGCAUUCGUCACAACCUCCGCGGACCGAACCACUCCGUCGCUACAGCCUGCACGACGGGUCUUCACGCUGUCGGAGACUCGUUUAAUUUCGUUCAGCACGGAUUCGCAGACGUUAUGGUGUGCGGCGGCACAGAAGCUUCAAUCAGUCCACUCAGCGUUGCAGCUUUUGCUCGAAUGCGAGCCCUGAGCACAGCGGAGGAUCCGAGCCGAGCAUCAAGGCCGUUCGACAAGGGGCGUGAUGGGUUUGUGAUCGCAGAAGGUGCUGUUGUUCUCGUCCUAGAAGAGUUGCAUCAUGCCUUGCGGAGGAAAGCAAAUAUUUACGGUGAGAUUCUCGGCUAUGGCUUAUCCGCAGACGCGGUACACAUAACAGCAUCGUCCACCAAAGGCGACGGAGCUUUUCGUUGCAUGAGAGCCGCGUUGAGGAGCUGCGGAACGGAUCCCAAGGAAGUGGGCCACAUUAACGCGCAUGCAACCUCGACUCCCAUCGGUGAUGCAGCGGAAGCGGCAGCCAUUCAGCAGUUGUUUGGAGACAACGUCGGGAAUGUGGCUGUAACCGCAACAAAAAGUGCAACGGGCCACCUGCUCGGUGCGGCUGGAGCGAUCGAAGCAGCAUUCACAGUCCUGGCAUGCCGCGAUGGAAUAAUUCCGCCGAUACUAAACUUGGAGGAGCCUGAUGUUGAUGCGCAGUUGGACUUUGUAGUGAAGGAAGCAAGAAUAUGGGCUGAUCGUAAGAGGAGGAGGGUAGCAGUCAAGAAUUCUUUCGGGUUUGGCGGAACGAAUGCCUCAUUGGUUAUUGCAGAAUUUAAAGACAACUUAAUUUAAAAAUGCAAGCUUAUAGGAUCCUUUGAAUGACUUCUAGGACAUAAGUCUCAUAUAAUGUGACAUGUCUAACUCAAACUAUGUAGGUUUUUUGUUUAUGUCAUUUGCCAUUUUCAGCUUUGCAUCAUGUGAUGUAUGCAGGAAAAAAGCUUCACUGGUGCUAGAUACCCUGCAGUGCUAUGUGCUAGAAGUUGCAACAGAUCCUUCUGUGACAAUGCUUACAGUGGCAGUGAACAUACAAAUCUGGUGUGUGGCAUUGUGAGCUGACAUUUUCUCACAAGUAAAGCUUAAUUUGUUGGUGCCGGCAGAAAUAUUUUCUGGUUAUAUCACAUCAGUGUGAUUUGGAACUGCAUAAUGUUUAUCCACAAAAGAAAGGAAAUCACGCAGCCAAUCGCAUGUUGUAUGUUCAGAUAAGGCUGCAUUUUAAUAAAGUAUUGCAGUGGA